CGUUACUUCCCUAGAGCCGUGUGGGUCCGAUUGGAAACGGUGCUGCAGCAAUGAUCCAGUGGUUUGGUGGGAUAAUGAAUAAAACCACGAUGGAGACCUGGAGUGUAUGGUGCAUAUUGCUGAUCAGCUCACUUCUCCCCAACGGCUUUGCCCACAGUGACUUCUAUACUUCUGUUGGCCAAAUGACAGAUCUGCUGUUUAUAGAGAAGGACCUGUUAACGUCUCUGAAAGACUAUAUCAAAGCAGAAGAGAGCAAGCUGGAGCAGGUCAAACAUUGGGUUGAGAAAAUGGAGACACUAAUAACAACUGCUACACGUGACCCUGAGGGUUUCCUUGGUCACCCGGUAAAUGCCUUCAAACUGAUGAAAAGGCUGAACACAGAGUGGGGUGAAGUAGAAGACCUGGUGCUUAAAGACAUGUCUGAUGGAUUUAUCUCCAACCUAACCAUCCAACGGCAGCACUUUCCUAAUGAUGAAGACCAGGCAGGAGCAGCCAAAGCUCUGCUCCGUCUUCAAGACACCUAUAAUCUAAAAACAGAGGUUAUCUCCACUGGAGAUCUACCUGGUUUGCCUGCAGAUUUGCCGUAUAAGAGCACUCUGACAGUGGAGGACUGUUUUGAGUUGGGGAAGAUCGCGUACUCCGAGGCCGAUUACUAUCACACAGAGCUGUGGAUGACGCAGGCUGUGAGACAGUUAGAUGAUGGCGAGCAGUCAAGCGUUGAUGCUGUGACCGCCCUAGACUACCUGAGCUACUCUGUAUACCAGCAGGGGGAACUAGAGAGAGCACUGGAGCAUACAAAACGACUGCUGACACUAGAUCCAACUCAUCAGAGAGCCAAUGGCAACCUAAAGUACUUUGAAUACCAGCUGGCCAAGCAGAGAAAAGUAGAGAAGGAGCAGAGAGGAACAGAAGAGGAGAAAGAAGAGCGAGAAAAGGGAGAGGCAGACAGGAAGAAGGAUGUCCAUACAGAAAGGAAGAAGUAUGAGCAGCUUUGCAGAGGCGAAGGAGUCAGGCUGACCCCACGCAAACAGAGCCGGCUAUUUUGCCGGUUCUAUGACAACAACAGGCACCCGUACUAUGUGCUGGGCCCGGUGAAACAGGAGGAUGAGUGGGACAGACCACGCAUAGUACGUUACCACAACAUCAUCAGUGACAGGGAGAUGGAAAAAGUCAAAGAACUGGCCAAGCCCAGGCUGCGCCGUGCCACCAUUUCCAACCCUGUCACUGGUGUACUGGAGACCGCCCACUAUCGUAUCAGCAAGAGUGCCUGGUUAGCAGCCUAUGAGCACCCAGUGGUGGACCGUAUUAAUCAGAGAAUUGAGGAUCUUACAGGUUUGGAUAUGAAAACAGCAGAGGAGUUACAGGUGGCUAAUUACGGUGUCGGAGGCCAGUAUGAGCCACACUAUGACUUUGGACGGAAAGACGAGCCAGACGCCUUUAAGGAGCUGGGCACAGGGAAUCGCAUUGCCACCUGGCUCUUCUAUAUGAGUGACGUGUCAGCAGGGGGAGCCACAGUGUUCCCUGAAGUAGGAGCAGCAGUAAAGCCAAUAAAGGGUACAGCAGUGUUUUGGUAUAACCUGUUUCCAAGUGGAGAGGGAGACUAUAACACAAGGCACGCUGCAUGCCCUGUACUUAUGGGCAAUAAAUGGGUUUCAAACAAAUGGAUCCAUGAAAGAGGUCAGGAGUUCAGAAGGCCCUGUGGACUGCAUCAGACAGACUGAUGAUGACCUUUCCUGUCCGGUCCUCCUCGUUUCUGUCCACUUAGUGGUUUAAUGCCUAUACGAUGUUCCUGGUUAAACCCCAGCCCCACCCAUCUUUGCCUUUAACAAUCAACUUUGAUCCGCCAUAUUUUAUUUUUAUUCAAAUGGUGUAUGUGUGUCUGCCAACAAAUGUCUCCGAUGCCGCUGGUGCCUUUUAUCGUUGCUCAAAAUAGCUGCAGAGAAGAAAGCAGUGACACUCCACCGCAUGACACUCCACAUUUCCAGGUCUUAAUAUAGCUGAGGUACUGUGGGGGAAAAUUUCAAAACUUCAAUAAAGUAUCCACAUGGUACCAGAUUUAACUGAGCUCACAGAUCAAAAUGAAGACAUUUCAAACCUAAACCCAUUUCAUCUAAAUGAAAUGGGUUUAGGUUUGAAAUGUCUUCAUUUUGAUCUGUGACCUCUACACUCUGGAAUCCUUAAGUCUUGUACGAUUGUAGCUACGACUGUGACUGAUUUCAAUAGCUGAGCCAAUUGCAAUACCUUGCCCUGUGUGUGUGCGCGUCUGUCUGUCUGUCUGUCUGCCUCUUUGUCUGUCUGUCUCUCUCUCUGUCUGUCUCUCUGUAUGUAGGGGAGGUAAAGGUUUGGCUCAUUGCACUGAAUGUCCUACAUGAGUCCUGACUUAAAAACUAUGGACCCAUGCACUCUUUCCCCUUAACACACCCACACUCGCACACACACACACCAGUCUGAUGCCAGGUUAUUGUAUAAGGCUUCACUUGCACUGAGGUCAUUCACACAGGGGUAAACACAUUUGUCAUGUUUAACAUGAAGUUACGCAGGUUUAAACUUUUUCAACUGAAACUAGGAUUAAAGAACAAUAACAUUGUAUAGGAACGUCUGCCAAAUGCUGUAAAUGCAGAGUGAAUUACAUUUAUCUCAUUUGUGCAGGUGAAAAUUUGGUUGAGGGUCUUGCUCAAUAGCCUAACAGUGGCAGCUUGGUGAUUCUGGGAUGUGAACUCAAAGGCAUCUGAGCUGUAAUCCAAGGCUUUAACCACUGAGCUUCCAGUCCAAUAUAACGUGCCCCUGGAAAUAGUGGCUAUACAAAUCUUUGCAUAUCUUUUUUUUUUUUUUUGGCUAUUCACAAUUAUGGUGAAUAUACAAAUGUUUGAUAGUAGAGAAACAAAUGAUGUGUUAGUAAUAGUGAGACUGUAACACUCCAGUGACUCAAACUCCUGUAAUCUGAAAUGAAAGCCUCUAUUGAUAUCAUUUCAUGUCUUUUCACUCCAGUGACUUAAGAUUUGUGGUAAAAUACUGUAAAUGUGUGAACAUUGUUUUACUACAGAAAUAAAGAAUUCCCUUUA
Molecule: messenger RNA, 3062 nt
Organism: Tachysurus vachellii
Lineage: Eukaryota; Metazoa; Chordata; Actinopteri; Siluriformes; Bagridae
Gene: p4ha1a
Product: prolyl 4-hydroxylase, alpha polypeptide I a
Exons: 15
Coding region: 51-1721 (556 amino acids)
Biological process (GO): peptidyl-proline hydroxylation to 4-hydroxy-L-proline
Cellular component (GO): endoplasmic reticulum
Molecular function (GO): procollagen-proline 4-dioxygenase activity; protein binding; L-ascorbic acid binding
Source: RefSeq, a predicted model, not a curated record